Molecule: messenger RNA, 996 nt
Organism: Adineta steineri
Lineage: Eukaryota; Metazoa; Rotifera; Eurotatoria; Adinetida; Adinetidae
Source: the annotation of a GenBank genome assembly
AUGUCGACUGAUGCCGAUCUAACAACCACUAUUAAUUAUGUCACGAUGCAGAUUAAUCGUCAUGCAGUUACAAUCUUGAUUCUCUUUGGUACAGUCGGGAAUAUACUUAAUAUUUGUGUUCUUACUGAGAAUACUUUACGUAAAAUUCCUUGUGCAAUCUAUCUUUGUUGGUCUUCGGUAUCAGCUUUGGUCUUUAUAUGGUCAGGAUUAUUAACACGAGUUUUACAAGGUUAUAAUGUCAAUUGGCCUAAUCAAAAUCCAUAUAUGUGUAAAAUUCGUCUAUUUUUGCUUAGCGUCAGCUGGGCCAUGGCUGCUUGGGCUCUUGUUGGAGCAAGUAUGGAUCGAUUCUUAUGUAGUAAUCAUUCAGCUAUUUAUCGUGGAUGGAGCACAUGUCGAACAGCAAAACGUUAUUUGAUCGGAAUUCUUACUUUCUUUGUAUUGUUAUUUGCUCAAGUAUUCUAUUGCUUUGAGGCAAGUGUUCCAAAUGUUCCUGUUGCAUGCUAUGGCCGUGAUCUUCCUUGUCGAAUCUUUAACGAUUGGAUAAGCAUAUCAGUUGAUAUUGUUAUACCAAGUAUCUUCUUAGCUGUUUUUGGCACAUUAACUAUUCGCAAUGCUCGACCACGAGUCGUUCAUCCACGAAUAAGUUCAAUUCAAGUAGCUAUUGCAAGUAAUAUUAAUAAUAACAAUAAUAAUGCAGCACCAUCCCGAAAUAAUGAUCGUAAUCUUACUCGAAUGUUAUUAAUUCAAGUAUGCAUUGUUUUUGUUUUGGAUUUACCAUUUGGAGUUUAUCGUGCAUAUGCCAGUCUAACAGCCAAUGUUUCGAAAAGUACAUAUCGUACAGCUACUGAAAAUUUAACAUAUGCUGUAGUUAUACUACUUGUCUAUUUUACUCAUUCAACUUCAUUUUAUUUGUACACACUCACUGGUACACUUUAUCGUGCAACAUUCAAACGUAUCAGAGAUCGUUGUUUCAAUCGAGGGCAAAGAAUGCAUUAA